Messenger RNA from Podarcis lilfordi (Lilford's wall lizard), 8280 nucleotides. The record is from the annotation of a GenBank genome assembly. NCBI's taxonomy places the organism in Eukaryota, Metazoa, Chordata, Lepidosauria, Squamata, Lacertidae.
AUGAGGGGAACAGAGGUAUGAUCACCGCAAAGCCAUGCAACCUCUUAAGAAAUCUGCUUUUCGUUUUAGAGUUGCUGUUUGUAUGCCGUUUUACAUUGAUUCCUAUGUACUUCCAAAGCUCUAGUCCCUCAUCAAGAGGAUUCGAACCGCAAUAAGAAGCCGGAAGUGUCUUUGUCAACCACAGGCACUGGGCCCUUAAAGAGCAGUUCACGCCACCCGCCAGCUGUCCGCUGCCCUAGCUUUACUGGCACGCGCGGGCCCCGCCUCCUUUUUACGUCACGCUCUCGUCGCAGCCAGUCUCUCACAGCCGUUGCUUUUUAGCUUAGCCACACCCGUCAGCCUCUCCUUCCGCCCGUCAGGAAAGACUUUUGUCCCCGGGGCUCCUCCCUCGCCCUUCUCUCGUCUGGCUUUCCCUACGCAAGCUAAAGCGGUUUGCCCGGUGACGUAAAAAAAACGGCCAGAACAUUUUCGCCUCGUGACUAGAAACCAGUAGGAAUUGUGGGGUCAGCUGUUUUGGUGGACUACGACUCCCAUCAUCCCUAAUGGUCGCGCCGCGCUCACUGAGCCUGACGGGAGCUGUGGUCCAACAAUGUCUGGUUUAAAGAGACCUCCUGACUUUGCCCUUUUGGGGAGCGAACUCGCUUGUUUUGUGAAUGCAGCACUAGCAGCUGUUCCCGGGCACACCAGAUGGUUUAUGCCCGUUUAGUUAGAUUCUGAGAUGACUCAAGCCAAGCCUCGACGGGAAAAGAUGAAGGUGCCUCCGAGUAUAUAGUGAGUGCCUUUUCUGAGCUCCUGUUGACAGCACUGGCCUAAUCCUAUUUCCCAAGAAGUAAGUCCGACUGAGUUUAGUGUUAAUACUCUUUAAAAAAACACAGUACCUGGAACAACUCAUCGGGAUCCCCACAAAUUAUUAUUUAUUUAAAAGUAUUCUAAUAGCUCUUCAUAAAAAAAUUACAGGGUGGUGGGAAAUUGUGAAUAAAAUAAAUUCAUACAACAUAUAAACUCACAAAUAAACAUAACAAAACAUAGCAAGACAAAACAACCCCAGCUCCUGAAAAUUUGAAAACGUUCCAAAAACCACCUAUAAUCUAAAAGGUCUGUCUUUUCGGCUGGGAACUCUGCCAUCAAGUAAUUCCUCAGUACACAUUCGGCGCCUUCUCCCUCCCCAUGCCAUCAAAGAACCUGGAUUUGCACCAUGAACUGCCCAGAGCACUCUGCAGGUCAAUACGUUGCAGCCACACUUGGAAUGUACUUGUGUACAAUUCUGGUUGCUUUUUGGUUAAGAGGUAAGGGGGAACAUGAUAGAGGUGCAAAACAUCGUGCAGGGUGUAGAGAAAGUAAUAUUGGAACCCAGUGAGGCCAUCAGGUGGAGCUGAAUGUGGGACAAUUCAGGACAGACAAAGGGAAGUAGAGUACUUCGUAAUUUAGGAUGAAGGCAUUAUGACACUGACUGUUUUAUUUUCAUUUCAUUUCCUACUGCUCCCUAACAUGGAAUUUACCUUUCUUAAAAAUUCACUGUACUGAUUAGAUGGACCAUUGGUAUGAUUCUGCAGGUCUUUCUUUUUGUUCUAAAAUUGGAUGUUUUUCUGAGCUGGCAUCUGCCCUCAGACACCUUCCUUAGCUCACCUGCAGCUGUACAAAUAAAGCUAUUCUCUCUUUCUGUCCUCCCUGCCCCCCCCCCCUUUUCACUGUUGUGUCUCAAGGGAUCUGCUGCAGAUCACCAGAUGGGGACUUUAUGUUUUUUUUCAAAGCACUUGGAUUAUUUUAAGUGCUAAACAAAUUAGAAAGAAGGGGUGGGCCUGAGCCAAUGAGGCAAAAACGCAAGUGAUAAUGGCAGCAGGGAGGGAGGGUGGGGAAAGUACUGCUUGAAAGAGAAGCGUGAUCAAGCAUCUUUUUCUUAAGAUCUUGGGGGGGGGGGGAGAGAGAGACGGAAUACUCAGUGAUGCCAUCACUUUGGCACAUAUGUCCAGACCCCUAUUCAGCAAAAUAAGCAGAAGGGUUCCCAAAUGCAGCCAGGCUGGCUUAACGUAUUUUAAACUUUAAGAAGAAGCACUCUUUGAAGUGGGGAGGAAGAUGCUAGUAUUCUACAAGCAGGGCUAAGCUCAAAAGAAUCCCCUUUUCAAGCAGUCUCGCAAAAGGUGGGUUGGAUUGGGGGCCUGGUUUUGCCUAUCUACUUUGAAAGGGGCUUCUCUUGAACAGCAGGAUGCUUGUAAAAUACUAGCAACUCUCAGUCUCUCCACCAGCACCCCAUGAGGAAGGGUGUGCAUUGUUGCAAUGCCUUUCUUUCUGCCCAGGUGGAGGAGGGAGGGAGGGAGAAACCAAGAUUUUACAAGGCUCCUGCUCAAGAGAAGCAAAUGAAUACGCUCCCUAUUGUCUCUUUCAGUGCCUAUUGAGGAUCAUUCUUUUUCAACAAGCUUUUAUUUGGAGAGUUCCCUCCCAGUCUUGUAUCUAUUUGAAAUUGUUUUUAUUGUUGACAUUUUUAUUGUUAAAUCACUUUAAGAGGUUUGAUAGGAAGUGAUUCAUAAAUUGAAUGGAAAAAAUAAAUCUAAAAAGGUAUGUGUGCUUGUAAGAUCGUUAACUCCAGAGUAUAGAAUUAUUAUUGCAAUGUUGAACAUCUUCCAGUAAGAGGGAAACAUUUCAGUUGUGUUACUGUAGCUGGGAACUUUCAUUUAUUUCUCUUUUUUACUAUUUGGAGUUGACUUGCACUUCUCAUUAAGGAAUUUCUUAAUACAAGGCAACUUUUGACUGUUAUGCCAGAUGAAAUAAGAGCCCCAACUGUCACUGCCUGCCAACAAGCAAUUUCAAAAGAAUGGUUCCAAAAUCCAUGGACAGGCAAUACCUUUAUUAGGUCCACCUAAACUGUCACAAAAUACUUAGUGAGUGAGCUUUUGAGUUCUUCAGAACACCUCAGCAGGCUGGAUGUUAAGCAAAGUGAGGGAGAGGGAGAAAAGCUGGUUUGAUGUUUGAUGCUGAAUCCACAAAGCCUGUUUCAUUAGCCCCUUGGUGUGACAUGAUUACAUAGAGAUUUGCAUUUGAGUUGAAAUAAAAAAAUUAAGGUAAUAUAUAUAUAUAUAUUAAAUGUUCAUAAAUGUACCAACCAAGUGCAUACAUAGAUGUGUGGACCACAUGUCUGGAGUAGCACAGGAGGACCGCCCUGAAACCAUUUUGACUCCCAAACUGACCAAAUGUUUUCUCUGCAAGGAGGGAGGGGGGAGCCUCCCCAUCGUCUUUUUGUUCACAAAUCCUGUUUUAAGGGUAUGUCUGUGUAUGAAUAGGGUGAGCUUGUGAACUAAGUAAGGGCUCAGGAACUAAGUAUUUGUCAUUACAAAAGACUAACCAGGCUCCCCAGGGUAUCCAAUCAAGUGACCAUUAACAGGUCUGCCAGACAGGAGAUAAACAACGCACUCGGAUUUCUGUUGUAGACCACCUUUUCUGUAAUGUAGGUAUGAUGUAUCGGGGGGGGGGUUGGACUCCAGGGCGGGCAAUUUAAAAUGUAAGGGCAGACACACCUUUGUUCUGGAUCCUCCUUUCCUGCGUGUGAGGGAAGCACCCUGUUGCAACAGUUCAAUAAAGAUCAGGCUUACGAGCUGCUUUGCUUCUCAAUAUUUUCUGGUUGGCUUCUGUUAUUUUCUCCGACCGAUGGAGAACCUACAAAGGACUCUAUAAGGGCUGUUGUGUCCCCCAUAAGGGAAUAAGGGCAGAUUUUUGUUUAUUACAGAGUACUACCUGAAAUUUAUUUCUAACCCUACUCUUAGAGCCACCUUAACUAAUCUAAAGGUGCAACUGAUGCCAACUGCAAUUUUAGAAUAGCUUUUUCAAAAAAAGUCUCAUGAUUUUAGCCUCUGCCCUUGCAGCGGUAGUUCUAUAGAGGACAUGCCACAUUAUUUUAUUGCCGUUUUCGGCAGUUAAUACAGAUUUUUCAGAUCCAGCUGGGAAAGCUAAUUGGUCUGAAUGGCAGAAAAUUGAUUUUUCUGCCAGCCUCUUAUAAUCAAGAGACCCUAUUAGCAGUGGCUGAAUUCACCAUGGCAGGCCUCUAAAGUGAGAGCCUAUUUUCUCUUAGCAGUAUGAUAAAGAAGUAGAUUUUGUUGCUACAGUGAACAUUUUCUUUUGUUGCAAUUAUUUCUUUUUGUUCAUUAUUGUUCUCUGAUGUGACUCUUGGCUGAAACAGUAUAGACUGAUGGUGAGUUUUAUGUUCACUUAAUAAUCAUAAGGCACUAUCUUGUAACUGUUCUUUUCACUGCCUUUGCUAUUGGGUGGAAAAUGUUAACAUCAAAAAAAAGUCCAGUGUCCAUCUGUAUUAGAAGAUGAGUGAUAAUAUCCCAAUACUUUGACUAAUUUAUUUCCUAAUACUCUUAUUUCAGUAGUUACUCUUGAGUAAUCAUGCGUAUAUUAAGGGUCAAACUGGUUUCAUUUUAAGAGAUGUUUUAAAAUGUAAGAUAGCACUAAAAUGAAAUACAGGAUUGUAUUUAGUAGUGUGAACAGCUGUCCCUAUGAUUGACUGUGGUCCUCAUUGUGUGGACUUAAGAUACAGGGUGGGGGUGGGGGCAGGGGCAGGGGCAGGGUGGGUUUUCUAAACCAUGCACACUAUUUUAGCAUAAGAACAUUACUGCCAUAUCCAUCUUUUUAUAUUAAUCUAAAAACUGUUCACUGCACAUAGAAAAAAUAUAUUAAAUAAAUUCCAUCUUAUUGUUAGAAUGAUUUUUUUCUUAUUUUGAGGGGACAGGUUUAUUGCUCAGAAAAGUGAUUGGGCUCGAAAGAGAAGCAAAAGUGUAAAUAUCGCAUUGUUGAUUCCCAACUGUGUAAUGUGAUAUGAACUGUAAGAACAGCUGCCAUAUCAUUUAACAGCAAAAGAACCAGAUUAAUUAAAAUAUAGCUGUUUGAAUUUGCUGAAUGUGAUGAUCUGUAUAUGCAGCAAUGAGAUGAUUACAGCUAGGCUGAAGCUGAUGCUAUUAGAAACAGUCUCACAGUAAUCUGACUUAAUUUAGUUUUCUCCCCACCCUGUAGUUUAAAACUACAGUAUAGCCUGACUGUCACUAAGUAAGGACAGGAUGAGUAACCCAUCCUCUUCCUCCCCUCUCCACAUUCCGUUUCAGGCCAGUUGUGAUUUAUCCUCAUGAUCGUCUAUGUCCAGCUCAAUAUUUUAGUUUGGUUCAGUAAUAUAGUUUUGGUUCAGUAAUAACAACAAUUUAUGGAAGAGGAACAAACUUUCUGCUUCCACAGCCCUGCCUAGCCUCCCCUCAAUUCUGGCAUCUUAAUGCAGUAUGCCCAGGAUUCAUUAAACCACAGUUUUCUGCUAUGUCCAAAUUAGGAGACUGCAGUUUAAGCACUAGCUAGAUCCCCGAUUGGCAAACCAUGAUUUGCAAUCCUUGGUUAUAGUCGAAACUUAAACCCACAAUUUCCCAUUUUGCAUAUGUUGUAGGGCUGGCCCAAGAUGUUUUGCCACUAGAGAUGCCACAUCCCCUCAUCUUAUUCCUUGUACAGAAGCCAACUAGAUCUGUAGCUGAAUCCUACUUCAGCACUAAUGAUGAGAGAGUACACUACACUUCAGUGUACAAUGAUGGCAGUAGACUAGCUUAAGGGCUGCAGAGCACAAGACAUGUAGUUCAUGCAGCUCUGUUCUCCAACACCUCACUUGAUCUCCCCACCCCACUCCCCAGACACCUGCUGCCUAAGGCAGCUGCUUCACUCUGCCUAAUGGUAAGGCUGACCCUGAGAUACUGGUGUGAUGACCUCUAACAACAUUGUAUUAAGCCAUGAGAGAGGAGAGAGCCUAAGCACUUGAUUGCUCUCUCUCUUAGGAGACAGCCUAAGCACUGAAUUGAGGUAGUGGGCUUUUACCCCACUCUUUUGCUGAAAGUGCUCCCCACAUGACUUACAAAGAUUGUAAGACAAUCCCUGCCCUCAGGCUUACAACUGAAAAGACAUGACAGGAGAGGAAAGGAGAAUGAGGAGGGAGGGGAAAGCAAGCUCAGGCAGUGGUUCUGAAAGUGACAGCUCUUAAACCAAGCAGCUGGAGUGGAAACAGUCCAGGUGGUCUGAAUGGAAUAGUACAACUAAGUGACAAUUGAGUGUCAAAGCAGAGUGUCAAAAGCAGCUGUCUCUCAGUAGAGGCCAUUGAAUAGCCUUGCUGAAUAUCUCCCCCAGCUCUGCAGUCUGAUGGAAUUGGUGCUGUUAGUUAACAAUUUAAAUUGACCAAUGCAACUAGAUUGUGGAUGUCUCAGGCAAAAAACCCUUUUGCUUCAACUGGAGACUGUUUUUAACCUGUGUUGUUGCUGCUGUGUUGUUGACUUGAUGAGAUGCCCUUGUGAAUAUAAACAUGACAUUGGACUCCAAUUCCUAUCAGUCCCAGGCAGCAUGGCCAGUGAUCAGAAAUGAUGAGAGUUGUAGUUCAUCAACAUCUAGAGGGCACCACAUUGGCUACCCCUUCUUCCACCCAUUUUGAUAGAAUAUAUAGUAGAUUUUAGCUCUUGCUAAUCUUCCAACCACACCGUGACAUCUGAACUGGCCUCCCUCUGCAUUUGAUCCAGACUUUGCCACAUUGGAUCUCUCACACAUUCCAGGGGCAAUAUGUGGCGUGCAGUAAAGACUGCAGCAGUUCUCCUAGUGCCAGGACUCUGAUGUAGGUACAGGAAAAUCCCUCUUGUUCUUUAGUGAAUAUCAACAAAGUUGUGUUUGCCUGGGAUGCAUAGACUGGUAGCUACUCCAAAGCAAUGCUGGGUGUGUCCUCAGCUUCAGAUUAUAGUUCCAUUAUCUGCAGGAAGGCUAGGCUCAACAUUUAGCACUAUUUUCCCCUCAGGUGUGUGAGAAGUUAUUAUUACUAUUUCCAACAGUCUCUUACUCCAAAGGAAAUGCCUGGUUGGCACAGGUGUGGCUUUGCUUGACAAUAGAACCUCACCUGAAGCACUAAGGAGGCCUCCGGUUUCAGUCUGGAAAUGUCAGAAUGGCAGCUUUGCCAAUGGAAGCCCAGCCAAAGCAGUCUCUUUGUGGGAAACAUGGCCUGAGGUAAUUAAGCUUCGACAACUCCUUCUGAAGAGCAGGCAAAGUAGAGCAAGAAACAAAUGAAAGGCACAAUCCCACAGCCAGGAAAACCCAAUUGAAAUGAACAGGAAACUUACUGGUGAAUUAGGCCCUCAAAUGCUAAGUAGGCAAAGACUGGGAAGCCUCAUGCCUGAUGGGCCAAAUGUGGCGUCUCCAGGCCUCUCUGUCUGGCCCUCAGAACUCUUCCCAGGCCAUGUCCCCUCUCCCCAGGCUGUGCUGCUUCAUUCCCUGAGUGUUUCUGCCAGGCUGGAAUGUGCCCUCAAACUCUCAUGUUUCUUGCUUGUCUUGAUGGAGGAUGAAGAGAGGAGUAUCUGAGCAAGUGUAGAAGCAAGCAUACUGUAUAAAGAUUUUUAAAAUCACAUUUGUUUCUCUGCACACUUUUCCCUCUGGCCGUUACCACCACUGGCAUGUGGCCCUCAGCUCUCACCCCAGAAGCAUUCCAAGAGUAUAUAAUAACCUUACAGCACAAUCCCAUACCUGUAUAUUCAGCCAGAAGCAAAUUCUGCUGAGUUGAGGGGAAGGCUUGCUUCUGAGCAGACAUGACUAGGGUUGUACUGUUAGAGUCUUGGGAAUGGGGAACCUGUGGACCAUCAGAUGCUGUUGGACUCCAACUCCCGCCAGCCUCAGCCAGCAUGGCCAGUGCUCAGGGUUGAUGGGAGUUGGAGUUCAGCAAUGCCUCUGAAGGGCUGCAGGUUCCCCAUCCCUGCUUAGGAGAGUCGGUCUUCCUUGGGAAGGCUGUUGCAUAACACAGGUGCUGCUAUCGAAAGCCAAUCCCCCACCCUCUGGUGAUAGCCAGCAUCACUCCAUUUAGUGGAGGCACUCAGGGUUCAGUUAGGUACACAAUACAUAUGUGACAAGGUAUUUUUUUUCAGGUAAUGCAAAAAAUUACAGGAAGCCUAAACUGAAAAGUGUUACAGUUUGGGUUUAUAUAACCUGAUGUCACAAACAGUCCAAUUACAUAUUUUGACCACCUUUCUUAUGCAGCAUCUAUGCUCACAUGCCAUAACAGCGAUCUCUCCUGCCCUUACCCAGAUGAAGAUGACCUUAUUUUUUCCAUCUUCCUUGGCCCAGACAGGAUCCAGUUUGAUGCACAUCUCUUCAGAUGAGACAGGCUGUUAUCAGCAACUUCUGAUGCAACAGUUAGUCAAGGAGCCAAAGAAGACAACUCGCUCUUUUCUCAAGGAAGCUCACAACUUCAACAAGGGCACUCAUUCAAGCCGGGCCAGCAGCUUGCCUCUCUGA